This is a messenger RNA of Phacochoerus africanus (Common warthog), 2763 nucleotides long. RefSeq names its product mesenchyme homeobox 1 (gene MEOX1). Bases 118 to 882 code for a protein of 254 amino acids. The transcript is spliced from 3 exons. Gene Ontology annotation, molecular function: RNA polymerase II cis-regulatory region sequence-specific DNA binding; DNA-binding transcription factor activity, RNA polymerase II-specific. Gene Ontology annotation, cellular component: nucleus. Lineage: Eukaryota; Metazoa; Chordata; Mammalia; Artiodactyla; Suidae. The record is from RefSeq and is a predicted model, not a curated record. Gene Ontology annotation, biological process: positive regulation of transcription by RNA polymerase II.
CUCUUCUGUUUAAAAAAAAAAAAAAAAAUUUUUUUUUUUUUUUGCAUUUUUAACAAAUUGAGUAUAAAGUAUACCAAUCCAGCCUUUGAAAGGACUGAGACGUGGGGCAGACGGCAGAUGGAUCCAGUGGCCAGCAGCUGCAUGAGGGGCCCCCACCCCCCAGCCCCGGUCUGGGGCUGCCUUCGAAACCCCCACUCAGAAGGCAGCGGGGCCUCAGGGCUCCCCCACUACCCGCCGACCCCGUUCUCCUUCCACCAGAAACCAGACUUCACAGCGACAGCGACGACAGCGUACCCUGACUUCUCGGCCUCCUGCCUGGCGGCCACCCCGCACAGCCUGCCCCAGGAGGAGCGCCUCUUCACUGAGCAGCACCCCGCCUUCCCACAACCCCCUGACUGGCCCUUCCCUGUCUCGGAGGCCCGGCGGAGGCUCAACCCAGGCCCGGCAGGGGGCUCCAAGGAGAUGGGGGCCCGCAGCCCAGGCCUGGUGGACACCACGGGUGGCCCGGGCGAGGACUACGAGGUCCUUGGGAGCAGUGCCAAUGAGACGGAGAAGAAGUCAACCAGACGGAAAAAGGAGAGUUCAGACAAUCAGGAGAACCGAGGAAAGCCAGAGGCCGGCAGCAAGGCUCGCAAGGAGCGGACGGCCUUCACCAAGGAGCAACUUCGGGAGCUGGAGGCUGAAUUUGCUCAUCACAACUACCUGACCCGGCUCCGGAGAUAUGAGAUCGCCGUGAACCUGGACCUCUCCGAGCGUCAGGUCAAAGUGUGGUUCCAGAACCGAAGGAUGAAGUGGAAGCGUGUGAAGGGCGGUCAGCCCAUCUCCCCGCAGGGGCAGGACCCCGAGGAUGGGGACUCUGCCACUUCUCCAAGUUCAGAGUGAGAUUCUCCAGGGAGAGAAACACACUGAGGACUGAGCCCCCUACCAACUCUCCCCACCCAGUCCCACCUCCACCUUCUCCCCGUCCAGUCAGGGCAGCCCCUCCUCAUAGUGCAGUGACUCUUGGAUAGGAAGCUGCCCAGGGUUCCUGAGAGCCUUGAAGUUUCCCAGGAAGUUCCAUCCAGCAUUGCUCUGUCUUAGCAGCCCUUCCCCAGGGCCUUUGCUUCCCACCAUGCUCACGGGGUCAAUCAUACAGCGGCCAGAUCGGACCUGAGUAAAUCCGAGGAACAGCUCAGGGACACUGUUUCUUGGUGUCUUGGGGUCUCUUGGCAGCCGCCCACACCACCUCUUGCCACCUUCCUGCUCCACGUGUGGAUACCUGGCCUGCUGGGACAGGAGCCUUGGGAACACCUGGUGAUUCACGAAAGCAGAUGCCCUCAAAGAAAGGAAAAGAGACACUUAUUCCUCCUGCACCACCCUUCCUUUCUGCGUCCUGUAUCUGAGGCUGUGGGGGCCCUCAGUUAUCCCCAAACUCCAGGAGAAACCACCGUGAGGAAGUUUGGAGACAGAAACAUAGCUGCUGCACAUCAGAAGCCAUCGCUGUCUCUAAGCUUGCUGGCUACGUGGGCGAGUUCAUGAGCCCUGGCUGGAAGGAGACAAUCAGGGGACCUGACUGGGUGACUGAGAAUGGACCCACAACAGCACCUACUUCUUGAAAACCCAUUCUGAGCUACCCCUGGGACUGUUGAGCAGGGCCCCCGAGCCCUGGAGCAGCUAUUCCUUUUAAAUCUCUCAUUUCUGGACUUGAAAAACCUAUCCCGAUGCUCACACCAUUGAGAUGAGGCCUGGAGGGGGGAGCCAUCAGAGUAGGGCUGCUGGGUGAGGGCCUAGAAAUGUGGAACCCUGGAGUGGAAGGUUCUAGAAAUGCAGUAUCCUGUGCUUCAACGAACUCUUACUACCGAACAGGAACAACAAGAAAAAGUCCCUGUCUCUCUCUGGGAUGCAUCCGAGCCCCUCCGACAUGCUCCACAAAUGCCAUUGUUAUGGGAGAAGCUGCCAAGUUUAAGUGUGUGAACUGCCCAGAAGCCCUGGGGUAACACUCCUGGACUGUCGGCCAAACAACCUGAGGUAACUGAAGCCUUGAGAGAGACCCUCUGCUCUGUCCCCCAACACCAGCUGGUGUUGCCGAGGGAGGUCAGCGAGAGUUUGGAGCUCUCGUGUGUAGAUAUAAUCACUCACGGGUGAAAAGAACCCCACCUCUCCAUCCCAAAAGGACAGACGCCAUGGGAAAUGAUUGCCUAAUGAGAUGGCUGCUUGGAGCAUGUGUAAUUUUUUCUAAAGCAUACUUCAUCUAUUUUCUUUAGAUUACAUCAAGUUAACUGUGUAAGGUCAAUUCACUUAGUAAGAAAACUCUUUGAGAAAUAAAAUCAAUAAAAAAAAAAAAAAAAGCCACGUUCCCAGGCCUUUUUGCUGGCAGUGCACACAGCUCUGUGGGCCAAUCUCUGAUGCUGGUGUAAUGAUGAGCCGGAAAGAUCUAGAAGCAAUAAAAAAAAAGGAAGAAAUCCUCUAGAUUGAGGUAUCCCUUGGUUUUUCAAAAGGUGGGGGUGCAAAUGUAAUUGAUGUAAAAACAAGAAAACUUAUUUUCCUUGCAACUCUAUUGUCUUCAUUCCCCUUUGUAAAAUUUUAGCUUUCCGUCUCCCUAACCUAUGGCUUAUCAAAUAGUCCAAGUUUUGUAAGCAAAAGGUGAACUCUUGUUCAUAAAGGAAUCUUGACCAUAAACUAACCAUCCCUAAUUUUUAAAUUCAAUGGGGGGAGGGUUGUUUUUCAAGGUACAGCAAUAUACACCAACGGUAAUAAAAAUGAGAUAUGAAAAAAUGUCCUCAA